AUGAAACCCGACGGUAAUGGUGUUGUUAAAAUCAGCGACCCCGGUUUUCCCGAAACCUUACCCCAGGGAGACCUACUGGAUGCUGCAUGGAAAUCUGCCGGGGAUAAAGCAAUGUCUGCUUUAGAACUGAAAGAUGAGGAUUAUCCAAAAGAAGACGAACAGAUGUCUUCUCGGAUCUCUGUUUUAUCGCAACGACUGCAGCAUUGCUCAAAAAAAUGUGCUGAUUUGUAUCCACUAAUUAUAACCCUAAGGAGUUUACAAUUAAAGAAAACCUCCGCCACACCGCAGCAAAGAAAAAACCUUGAAACUGAGUUAAAAACUCGCCUUUCUUCUUUGGAAGAGGAAAUCCAUGUGAUUGAAUCAUUUGAAGCCAAAUAUUUCAAGAAAUCUUCUAGUUCUUAUCUCGGCUUGGGUGGAAAUUCCUCAUCCGUGGCUGCUGCUCCGAGAAAGAAAAAAUGCUCUACUCACAGUUCUUCUGCUGGUGCCACUUCAGCCGAGAUGAAAGAAACUCCAUCCCAGGCGAAUUCCUCCUUGUUUGAAUCUCUCACUCCUGCUGCAACUUCUCCUCCAGGUGUUGUUUCUCCAUCAAGUGAAGAGAAUAAUGCCAUAUCUAGGCAGGCAACUGGCGGAGCAGCUGCCAAUGCUCCUGACUCUGCCGGCACUGCUUCCACAAAGUCAAAAUCCUCAAUUUGGUAUAUCGAAAGAGUCGAGAAGCUGAACUCCCGUCUGGAAAUAAUGCAUAGCCGCCUGACGAAAUACUGCAUGAUUCAGAGCAUCAUGAUUCAGAAUAAAGCGGAAGAAGCCAUAGCUAAGGCUAAGCGGAAUGAGACGGAGGUGAUUCAUUCCUUGCAUGAUUUUGCGCAGGGGAUAGUUGACCAGUGCAAGAGCACGACUGUAGACUGCGUCCAAAAGGUGGUGACGAAGCGGAAAGACCUCAAGAGAAAAGAAAGAUUAAUCGCAGAGGCAAGAACUCUGACUGAACAAUGCAUAGCCAAUGGUGAUGAAGUAGGGCUUCGUCAGGUUGAGGAGAUGUUGCGACAAAUUAAUCUCCAAAACUAG
Messenger RNA from Acanthosepion pharaonis, 1059 nucleotides. The record is from the annotation of a GenBank genome assembly. NCBI's taxonomy places the organism in Eukaryota, Metazoa, Mollusca, Cephalopoda, Sepiida, Sepiidae.